AUGACAUUCGUGACAAGGAACUCCAGACCCAAUAUUGUGCUGCUGAUGGCAGACGACCUUGGCGUGGGGGAUUUGUGCUGCUACGGUAAUAGCUCAGUGAGCACACCUCACAUUGACCGUCUGGCAAGUGAGGGGGUGAGGCUCACUCAGCACCUGGCGGCUGCCUCCGUGUGUACCCCAAGCCGGGCCGCCUUCCUGACUGGCCGGUACCCCAUCAGAUCAGGGAUGGCAUCUGCCUAUAACCUGAACCGUGCCCUCCCCUGGCUUGGUGGGUCAGGUGGUCUCCCUCCCAAUGAGACGACGUUUGCCAAACUACUUCAGCAUCGUGGCUACCGCACAGGACUCAUAGGGAAAUGGCACCUGGGUCUGAGCUGCGCCUCUCGGGAUGACCACUGCUUCCACCCACUCAACCACGGCUUCGAUGACUUCUACGGGAUGCCUUUCGGCCUCCUCAGUGACUGUCAGCCAUCCAGGACCUCAGAGCUGCAUCGCUGGAUCCAGAUCAAGCUGUGGGUCUCCACAGUGGUCCUGGGCCUUGUCCCCCUCCUGCUCCUUGUCCUCAAGUUCACCCACCGAAUCCCCGUGCCCUGGAAGGUCAUCCUCCCUCUCUCCCUCCUCGUCCUCCUGUUUUUCACAUCCUGGUACUCAAGUUAUGGAUUCACUCGGCGCUGGAACUGUGUCCUUAUGAGAAAUCAUGAAAUCAUCCAGCAGCCCAUGAGAGAGGAGAGGACGGCCUCCCUCUUGUUAAAGGAAGCCCUCGCCUUCAUCGAAAGGCAUAAGCGGAGACCCUUUCUCCUUCUUUUUUCCUUCCUGCAUGUGCACACGCCUCUCAUCACGAGAGAGAAGUUUGUUGGGCACAGUAAAUACGGAUUAUAUGGUGAUAAUGUGGAAGAAAUGGAUUGGAUGGUGGGUAAAAUCCUCGAGGCCUUGGACCGGGAGCAUCUGGCCAACCAGACCCUGGUGUACUUCACCUCCGACAAUGGGGGCCGGCUGGAGUCCCAAGACAGGGCGGCCCAGCUGGGAGGCUGGAAUGGACCCUAUAGAGGAGGCAGAGGGAUGGGAGGAUGGGAAGGAGGUAUCCGUGUCCCAGGAAUAUUCCGGUGGCCAACUGUCCUGGAGGCUGGAAAAGUGAUCGAUGACCCUACGAGCCUCAUGGACAUUUUUCCAACACUGUCUUAUAUCGGUGGAGGGAUAUUGCCCCAGGACAGAGUGAUUGAUGGCCAGAACCUGAUGCCACUGCUGGAAGGGAAGGUGACCCACUCUGACCGCGAGUUCCUCUUCCACUACUGCGGGGUCCAUCUGCACGCUGUCCGGUGGCACCAGAAGGACUGUGCAACUGUGUGGAAGGCUCAUUACGUGACUCCCAAAUUCCACCCAGAGGGAGCAGGCGCCUGUUAUGGAAAUAGUAUGUGUCCAUGCUCUGGGGAUGUGACCCACCAUGACCCGCCCCUCCUAUUUGACGUCUCAAGGGACCCCUCAGAGGCCAUACCACUGAACCCUGACAACGAGGCAUUAUUCGACUCUGUGGUCAAAAACAUUGAGGCAGCCAUUAAAGAGCAUCGCGGGACACUGACGCCUGUCCCACAGCAACUCUCCGCGUUCAACACUAUUUGGAAGCCGUGGCUGCAGCCGUGUUGUGGGACCUUCCCCUUUUGUGGGUGUGACAAGGAAGACGACAUCCUUCCUGCUGCUCCCUGA
Molecule: messenger RNA, 1698 nt
Organism: Carlito syrichta (Philippine tarsier)
Lineage: Eukaryota; Metazoa; Chordata; Mammalia; Primates; Tarsiidae
Gene: ARSH
Product: arylsulfatase family member H
Exons: 9
Coding region: 1-1698 (565 amino acids)
Molecular function (GO): arylsulfatase activity
Source: RefSeq, a predicted model, not a curated record